Messenger RNA from Thunnus maccoyii (southern bluefin tuna), 3051 nucleotides. It is a transcript of the gene gabrg1, whose product is annotated as gamma-aminobutyric acid type A receptor subunit gamma1. The record is from RefSeq and is a predicted model, not a curated record. Lineage: Eukaryota; Metazoa; Chordata; Actinopteri; Scombriformes; Scombridae. The transcript has 9 exons. Gene Ontology annotation, cellular component: neuron projection; GABA-A receptor complex; synapse. The coding region runs from base 501 to 1886 and encodes 461 amino acids. Gene Ontology annotation, biological process: synaptic transmission, GABAergic; monoatomic ion transmembrane transport; regulation of postsynaptic membrane potential. Gene Ontology annotation, molecular function: benzodiazepine receptor activity; inhibitory extracellular ligand-gated monoatomic ion channel activity; GABA-gated chloride ion channel activity.
CUGCUGAAGAUGCUCAGUGGCUGACAGCCUGUAGCUGCAAACUGCAUGCAUGGGUCCACAUGGCAGCUCCAGCACUGCAAAUGGAUUAAACCCCGAAUGUGAAGCGGGACGCAUCUGCAUAAGGAGCAUCUGUUAAUUUACCUGGAAUUUAAAAAAAUAACACCCAAGACAAUAAUAGACAAGCAAAUAACCAUCAGCACAGUCAUUAUGAAAAAGCAGGUGCAGACUGUCAGCGAUAGUGUUAGAGCGGCGUGUGUGAGAGCAGCAGCCUGUUAGCGGCACUGCGGAUGGACUGAAGAGCAGAGUCAGCGGUCCCCGGCAGCAGCUUCACUCUCUCUGCUCCAUCCUCCCCCUCCACACACACCAUGGACGCAUCUCUCACAUCCUGUCGUGGCUACAUUUAACCCUCAUCUGCUGCGUUUAGAGGCGACCUGACGACAGAAAACUCCGAUUUCCUCUUGGUUUCCGUGGACAGGGUUGUUUCCCAGCUGUGGAGCAGAAUGAAGCGGCUGUUUGUCAGGGCUGUGCAGGACAAAGCCAUGAACCCCUGGCUGCUCUUCGCUCUCCUCGGACUCUGUGCAGCGUUUGGACCCAGUAAACAGGAAGAAGAGGAUUAUGAAGAUGUACCCAUAAAUAAGACCUGGGUUUUAUCACCCAAGGUCUAUGAGAGCGAUGUGACUUUGAUCCUAAAUAAACUGCUGCAGGGCUACGACAACAAACUGCGACCUGACAUUGGAGUGAGGCCGACAGUGAUUGAAACAGCUGUGUAUGUCAACAGCAUUGGACCAGUGGACCCCAUCAACAUGGAAUACACCAUUGACAUCUUCUUUGCCCAGACAUGGUAUGACAGCCGACUGAAGUUCAACAGCUCGAUGAAGCUGCUCAUGCUCAACAGUAACAUGGUAGGCAAAAUCUGGAUUCCGGACACUUUCUUCAGGAAUUCCCGGAAAUCAGACGCCCACUGGAUCACCACUCCAAACCGCCUCCUGAGGCUGUGGAGCAAUGGGAGAGUGAUGUACACUCUGAGGUUGACUAUUAAUGCGGAGUGUUACCUUAAGCUGCAUAACUUUCCAAUGGAUGAGCACUCGUGUCCACUGGAGUUUUCAAGCUAUGGUUAUCCUAAGAAUGAGAUCAUGUACCGGUGGCAGAGACGAGCGGUGGAGGUGGCAGACCAGCGGUACUGGAGACUCUACCAGUUUGCUUUUGUAGGGUUGAGGAACACCUCUGAUGUGGCACACACCCAGUCAGGGGAAUAUGUAAUUCUGACGAUCUUCUUUGACCUGAGUCGGAGAAUGGGCUACUUUACCAUCCAGACCUACAUUCCCUGCAGUAUGAUCGUGGUCUUGUCCUGGGUCUCCUUUUGGAUCAACAAGGAUGCUGUCCCAGCUCGCACAUCUUUAGGUAUCACCACAGUGCUCACCAUGACGACUCUAAGCACCAUCUCCAGGAAGUCCCUGCCCAAGGUAUCCUAUGUCACUGCUAUGGAUUUGUUUGUCUCUGUCUGUUUCAUCUUCACCUUUGCUGCCCUCAUGGAGUAUGGCACUCUGCACUACUUCACCAGCAACAGACAGACCAAGAAGUCUAAAGCCAACAAUAACACACAGCAGAAAGUAUCUAGCAUGGUUAAUAUCCGUCCUGGGACAUCCCUGCUACAAAUGAACAACAUUGUGCCCUAUCAUGAGGAGGAUGACUACGCCUACGAGUGUUUGGAUGGAAAAGACUGUACCAGCUUCUUCUGCUGCUUCGACGACUGCCGCUCAGGUGCCUGGCGUGAAAACAGGAUGCACGUGCGAGUUUCCAAGAUUGAUUCUUACUCACGAAUAUUCUUCCCCACUGCUUUCGGCCUUUUCAAUUUGGUUUACUGGAUUGGUUAUCUGUAUCUAUAAAAACAGUACCUCAAAGAAGGACAACUGGAGUUUUGCAUCUCCAAGCAUUUUCCAGAGAAAGAGCUGCUCUUAUAGUAGAAAUUAUAGCUUAUCAAACACAUACGGCAAAAAAGAAACUCAACUGAAAUGUAAGCCUACCUGCUAGCGAUGAGGCAUGGAAAAAUGGGGAUGACAUUCUGUCUUUCAGUCUAUCCAACAACCUUGUUUGAGAGCAAGUACCGGUUAAUAUGCCAUUAAAUACACUAUGAAUAUUCAUGGUCCUCUGUAGAGAAUCACCAUGGCCAAAUUAAAAAUUCCCCUUAACCAUCAUCUUUUUCCAAUGACAAGACAUCUUGCUGUGGAUAUUCAUGAUUGCCAGAGGUUUGAUCCUAAUGUUUUUGAUGUCCCAAAAUUUUCACUUGUACACAAGAAAUAUAAAAAUCUAACUCACAGAUUGUCAAAAACUGGACUGAGCAAUUCAUAAUCCCCAGAGCAAACUGUGUAUGAAUGAGCCCUUAGCAUUUUGGACCACUUCUAAGGGGGUAUACCCUCUUGAUUUUAAUGAACCAUUGGCCUUUAAACUAAUGCCACCCUCAGGAUGAAUUUAACACACCGUUUGUGCUCGUGUUUGCAACUGCAGCAUUAAAAUAGAGCCCUUAGUCUUUCAUUUAUUUAAAACGACAAUGUAGACAUUAAAGAAUAACUCUGGCAAUUUUCUGUAUUUUUCUUAUUGUCAACAAAUCUCGUGUGCAGAGACAAACCAAAAAUGAACUGAUCUUCUAACAAGUAUUGUGUGUGUAUCCAAAGCCUGAUAUAUCUUAUUCCUCUGUGCCAUAGACCUCUGCUGUUGUCCAAAAACUAUUAAAACACAUCAAUGAGCCACACUACUGCACUGAAGACAGUGGUUACCAUAGCUUAUUUAGAAAUGCAAAAAAAAAAUCACAACCAUUUGACUUUGUACUGAAGUUCUUUUAGAAAGUUACAAUGUAAUACAAAGUCAUGAGGUUGUGUUAGGUUCGCAAAACUCUGUGAACUAAACUGCAUUUAGCACAUGUGCAGUAGUGUCUGCUGUACUAUGAAAUCCCGAGAGUUACUAUCUUGCCACUGUUUUUACUCUUUUGAGCAGUUUCUAAACAAGUUACAUAACCCCCAUUUUCAUGGAUGACGGAACAUGUUACCUAGUGCU